Molecule: messenger RNA, 1446 nt
Organism: Lathyrus sativus (Indian pea)
Lineage: Eukaryota; Viridiplantae; Streptophyta; Magnoliopsida; Fabales; Fabaceae
Source: the annotation of a GenBank genome assembly
AUGAGUCCAAAAUCCACAGCCUUUUGGAAAGCUGAGCAAAGGGUGAUGAAUCUUUUCAACCAUUGUUCCACUAGCAACCAUCUUAAACAAAUCCAUGCUCGAAUUAUCCUAACUGGUUUUCAUCACAACCUUAUUCUCACAGGAAAGAUUAUCAUGUUUUCUGCUCUAUCCAAUAAUGGAGACAUGAACUACGCACUUUCUGUAUUCCACACUAUUCAUAAACCAGAUGCAUUUCUCUGGAAUACCAUCAUUAGGGGUUUUGGUAAUUCCACCCAACCUCUAAAGGCUAUUCAUUUCUACAAAAGAAUGCAACUUGCAACAGAAUAUGUGCUUCCUGAUAAUUUUACCUUUUCUUUCUUGCUUAAAAUUAUUGCUAGAUUACAAUUACUUAUCUUGGGGAAGCAACUGCAUUGUACUGUCUUUAAGUUUGGUCUUCAACCUCAUACUUAUGUUAGGAAUUCUCUCAUGCAUAUGUAUGGUAUGUUGAAGGAUAUACAAGUUGCACACCACUUGUUCGAGGAAAUGCGUAAACCGGAUUUAGUUGCAUGGAAUACUAUCAUCCACUCUCAUGUGUAUUGUGGAAAUUACAAUGAAGCUCUUGAUUUGUUCACGAGAAUGCUGCGCCACUGUGGUACGCAAUUGCAACCUGAUGAUGCAACUUUGGUAGUCAUCCUUUCAGCUUGUGGUGCAAUAGGAGCACUUGAUUUUGGGAGGAAGAUUCAUUUGUUCAUACGAGAUAGUACUAUUAAUUUUGGUGAAAGUAUAUCGGUCUUUAAUGCCCUUGUUGACAUGUAUGCAAAGUGUGGUGCUGUUGAAGAAGCCUAUCAGACAUUUAGCAACAUGAAAAGGAAGAACUUAGUUUCGUGGAAUAUCAUGAUUCUCGGCCUUGCUUCUCAUGGUAAUGGAGAAGAGGCUUUAUCGCUUUUUACAAGAAUGCUACAAGAGAAUGUUGAGAGACCGAAUGACGUUACUUUCUUGGGAGUGUUGUGUGCUUGUAGUCACGGCGGAUUGGUUGAUGAAGGAAGACGGUAUUUUGAUAUUAUGAAUCGAGACUAUAACAUCCAACCUACAAUAAAGCAUUAUGGGUGCAUGGUGGACCUUUUGGGUCGUGCUGGGUUAGUCGUGGAAGCAUACGAAUUGAUAAAGAACAUGCCAGUAGAGUGCAAUGCUAUUAUAUGGAGGACAUUGUUAGCUGCAUGUCGAAAUUAUGGAAAUGUUGAACUUGGUGAGAAGGUAAGAAAGCAUCUAUUGGAAUUGGAACCAAACCAUAGCAGUGAUUAUGUUCUUCUUGCUAACAUGUAUGCAAGCGCGGGUCAAUGGAAUGAAAUGAGCAACGAGAGAAGAUCAAUGCAAGAAAGGAGAGUUCGGAAACCAGAGCCUGGUAAUAGCUUUAUUGGCAUUCCGGGAAUGAAGUUGGAGAAAGAGUCUGUUGAAAGAUUGUUGUAA